This is a messenger RNA of Camelina sativa (false flax), 915 nucleotides long. RefSeq lists its product as uncharacterized. The record is from RefSeq and is a predicted model, not a curated record. Lineage: Eukaryota; Viridiplantae; Streptophyta; Magnoliopsida; Brassicales; Brassicaceae.
AGAGAUGGAUGAUAGAGAAGGCUCGUUCGUUGCUGUCAGGAGGAUUUCUCAGGGUCUCGAACGUGGAACCGUUUACAAUCCAUCCUCUGCUGAGGCUGUGCCAUCAGCAGCUUGGUUAGGCAGGGGUCUAUCCUGUGUCUGUGCUCAGAGAAGAGAUAGUGAUGCAAAUUCCACGUUUGAUCUAACACCUGCUCAGGAGGAAUGCUUGCAAAGUUUGCAGAGCCGCAUUGACGUAGCCUAUGAUAGUACUAUACCCCUGCAUCAGGAAGCUCUGAGAGAGCUGUGGAAACUUGCCUUUCCUGAAGAAGAACUUCAUGGAUUAAUAUCUGAGCAAUGGAAAGAGAUGGGUUGGCAGGGCAAAGAUCCGUCAACAGAUUUUAGGGGUGGUGGUUUCAUAUCUCUUGAAAACUUGCUGUACUUCGCUAGGAACUUUCAGAAAUCCUUUCAGGACCUUCUGAGGAAGCAGGUUGGGGAUCGAUCUGUGUGGGAAUACCCCUUUGCUGUUGCUGGUAUCAACUUAACAUUCAUGCUCAUACAAAUGCUCGACCUUGAAGCAGUGAAGCCACGAACAAUUGUUGGGGCAACUUUCCUGAAGUUUCUUUCUGAGAACGAAUAUGCCUUCGACCUUCUUUAUUGCAUUGCAUUCAAGCUAAUGGACCAGCAAUGGCUUUCAAUGCGUGCCUCAUACAUGGAGUUCAAUACGGUGAUGAAAUCAACAAGGAGACAGCUGGAGAGAGAGCUGAUGCUGGAAGACAUUAUGCAUCUUGAGGAUUUACCCUCCUACGCUCUUCUCACUCAAUAGCCCUUAUGAUGAUCAUUAAUAGUAAGAAGAAGAGUUUCUAACUACUUUAAUAACACGAGGUUGCUCUGUUCACUCUUUACUUUUCAUCGGCAAUGCUUUCGCUUCUUUGACCA